GCUCAUCCAGAACUACCUGCUCACAGAUGCUCCUUGAUAUUUGCUUAGAGGAGCCCUGCUGCCCUCCCAUCGUCAAGGGAACUGGCUGUGAGUUUGUAACCAUUAUAGCUGCGAUGAUGAAACAGUGAAGAAGAUCUGCCUCUAAGUCAAAAGUAUACAGAGAUAAGGUUCAUUUUCAGUGCCCUGCAGCAGCUUCUGAUGGCAAGGCCACUGCACUUCUCCAGCCAGGCAUAUGCAGCAUCUGCCCCGGGCCUGAAGCUGUGCUAGGUGCUGCGGCUGCAGCCACGAGCACUGACAACAUGGAGGUGGUCCUGGCUGUCGGCUGCUGAGCAUGGAUGGUCAUCAGAAACGAGAGGACCAACCGAAGGAGACAGGUUGUGAUCAUCAUGGCACCUGAAUUACUGAUUCUUUUGGGAGCGGCAGUAAUACUGCAAGCAGACUUACUUCCUGAUAAAAAAUUUUUACUUCUACCACCAGUCAAUUUCACCAUUAAAGCUGUCAAUUUAGCUCAAGUUCUUUUACGUUGGGAACCAAAUCCUGAUCAAGAACAAAGCAAUGUCCAGCUAGGAUAUCAUGUGAAAAUAAAUGCUCCACAAGAAGAAGAUUACGAAACCAGGAACACUGAGAGAAGCCUCGUAACCAUCCUUCACAAAGGCUUUUCAGCGAGUGUGCAGACAGUGCCCUGGAAUGACCACUCCCUACAAGCCAGCAGCUGGGUUUCUGCAGAACUUGAAGCCCCAACAGGGUCUCCUGGAACUGAGAUUGUGAAUUUAACUUGCACCACAAACACGAAAGCAGAUAAUUACACACACUUACGACCAUACCAAGUUUCUCUUCACUGCACCUGGCUUGUUGGCAAGGAUGCCCCUGACGAUACACAGUACUUCCUCUACUACAGGUAUCGCUCUUGGAUUGAAGAAUGUCAGGAAUACAGCAAAGACGUUCUGCAGAGAAACGUUGCCUGCUGGUUUCCCAGGACUUUCAUCAAUAGCAAAGGGCGAGACUACCUUGCAGUGUAUGUUAACGGCUCCAGCAAUGAAGCUGCGAUCAAGCCUUUCGAUCAGCUCUUUGCCCUUCAUGCCAUUGAUCGAGUAAAUCCUCCAGCGAACGUCACGGCAGAGAUCAAAGGAACCUGUCUCUCUAUCCACUGGGAAAAACCAGUUUCUGCUUUUCCAAGCCACUGCUUUGAUUAUGAGGUGAAAAUUUACAAUGCAAAGAAAGGAUAUUUUCAGACAGAAAAAAUGACAACCAAUACACUCAUCACCAUAAUUGAUGAUGUUUCUAAGUAUUACAUUCAAGUGAGAGCAGCAGUGAGCCCUGUGUGCAGAGCGACGGGGCUCUGGAGCGAGUGGAGUCAGCCUAUUUACGUGGGGAAGGAUGAUCAGAAGCCCUGGACAGAGUGGUUUCUUAUUGCAGUUAUGAUGACCAUCUGCUUCAUCUUGUUGAUUUUCUCACUCAUCUGCAGAAUAUGCCACUUAUGGAACAAGUUGUUUCCACCUGUUCCAGUGCCGAAAAGUAAUAUUAACGAUUUCUUUGUAAUCAUCAACAAUGAGAAAACUGGUUCCAGUGAAACUGAAGUCAUAAGUUAUGUGGAGGAGGCUGGAUUUGAGACCCUGGAAGACUCCGUGUUUUGACUGUCCCUGGAACAUUCUCAAAAUCAGCUCAUGCUCACGAGCCUCAGUGAUGACAAUGGAAAGGCUGUUUCCUGGCUUUGAGCAGUCUGGAGUUUACAGGACACUCAAUUUAGCUGGAAGGUGAUGCAACGUGACAAGUGUGGACGCCUCGUCACAAUCUCCUAACACACACUGGGUGACUGAUUCGUCCAUCCUGCCAGGUCUGAUCUCUGCACAGGCAGCACCUCCUCACCCUCCAGUCACCUGAUCUGCAUUACUCACCUCACACAUUUUUGUGCAAGAGAGACUGUUAUUAAGGCUAACGUCAGUUGUUUUUACUCUGGUAGUCAGCCACCAACAGUAAUAAUCAACUAAAAUCUCAGGAAGAGAGCAUUUUGUACCUUUCUGGAAUGAACAGUGAACUUGUAUUCAAGACUGUCUUUCCUACAGUAAGUGGGAGCCAUGGUGCUUUUAUUCUGAGUUCGGGAACACUUUUUCAAGUAAUGUGUGGGUGUAGGGGUGUGGGUGUGGGUGUGUGUGGUGGAGGGAGAUGGAGAGAGGGGAGAGAGGAGGGAGGCAGAGAGGUACAAUCAAGUUAGCAUCACUGCAGACAAACUCAUUUCAAACCAUACGGAGCUAACAAAUCAGUCUAUGCCCAGUGAGAGGGACAGGAUUUUGUUUGAAGAUUGUAUUCUCGAAGGCAGCCUUGAUAUUUCAGGAAUACACUGAGAAAGGCACUGGGUGGAAUUGUGCUGGAAGAGGAUCACUCUACCAAGAAUGACUUUUCUGAAGAGAUGUCUGCUCGCAAAGACUUCAGGCAACUUGCUGGGCAUCUGGUCAGGGAGGGCUGGAUCAACCCCGGCGCUAGAGGUUUGGAAUGGGUCCUACACAGUCCUCAUCACACACCCCGAUCUAGACAGGAAUCCCUCCCAUGACACCCUCACGUGCUGCUGGUGGUUCAGUCACUCAGUUGUGUCCUUGCUAUCCCAUGGACUGUAGACUGCCAGGCUCCUCUGUCCAUGGGAUUUUCUAGGCAAGAAGACUGGAGUGGGUUGUCAUUUCCUUCUCCAGGGGAUCUUCCCGAGUCUCCUGCAUUGCAGGCAGAUUCUUUACUGCUGAGGCACCAGGGAAGCUUGACAUCUUCCUGUAUUGUUCGCAGCUAGCUCCUGGGCAGAGGAGGAGUAGGAUGGGCAGCUGGAAACUGAAGGGACCCAACAGUGCUGACUGUACAGGGCCCUGGAACAGGAAGCUUAGGACUGGGAAAGGUCACAGUGCUCAGAAUGGCCUCUGCCAGGGCCCACUUUUUACAUGCUUGUCAUACUUGAUUUAGCCAGUCAGUUCGAUCCAAGAAUGGGGAAGGUUGACUACCAAAUCGUUCCAGGGGCUGUUCUCCUGAUAAACAUCCACUGCACCUAGCAGGAACUGGGUCCAGGACAACAGGCACAGGGAUCUGGCAGCUGUCAGUUACUGCCCACUUCCAAGUGUUAGGGAGCAAAUGUGCCCCACUCCCCACUCACAUGCUAAAACUCUACACCCUACUGUGAUGGCAUUUGGAGGUGGGGCUUUGGGGGAAAAUGAGGCUGGAACGCUCAGGAAUGGGAUUAGUGCUCUACAAGGGGACCCCAAAGAAUUUCUCCCCCAUGUGAUGAUAUGAGAAGUUGCCAUUCUGCAGCCAGGAAGAAGACUCUCAUGAGAACCCCAGCACGCUGACACAAUGAUCUGGGACUUCCAGUCUCCAAAACUGUGAUAAAUAAAUUUCUGUUGUUUAUGAGCCCACUAGACUGUAUGCUUUGUUAAGGCAGCCAGGUGUCAGGAGCUGCA
Bubalus bubalis (water buffalo) is the source of this 3434-nucleotide messenger RNA. RefSeq names its product interleukin 5 receptor subunit alpha (gene IL5RA). Gene Ontology annotation, molecular function: protein binding; cytokine receptor activity. Bases 336 to 1634 code for a protein of 432 amino acids. The record is from RefSeq and is a predicted model, not a curated record. The transcript is spliced from 12 exons. Gene Ontology annotation, cellular component: external side of plasma membrane; membrane. NCBI's taxonomy places the organism in Eukaryota, Metazoa, Chordata, Mammalia, Artiodactyla, Bovidae. Gene Ontology annotation, biological process: immunoglobulin mediated immune response; cytokine-mediated signaling pathway.